GCGAGAUUAAAAGUAUGUAAAGAUAAUGCUUCGAUUGUUCAUAACGUGUUUGUUGUUGUACCAAAGGCCCGUUUUUUGCUACAAUGAAGAUGAAAGCCACCAAAGAAUAUUUAAAGUAUCACUUAAUGGUGAAAAUACUAUUUCUAUGAGUUGGAUGCUGGAUUAUAGCGAUGGAAGUGUAGCUUUUGAAAUUCAUAUACCACCAGGGUAUGGUUGGUUUGCUUUGGGUUUUUCAGAUAGAGGAGACUUGUUUCCAGCAGAUUAUUGCCUUCUGUGGGAAGAUUUGAAAGGAAAAUUGAGAUUACAGGAUACUUGGGCAACGGAUGAAGGCGUUUUAUACUUGGACAAAAAGCAGGACUGCCAUAAUUUCCAAGUGCGCAAAAGACAAGAUGUAAUUAAGUACACCUUUAAAAGAAAAUUCGAUACGUGUGAUUCAAAAGACUAUAUCAUCGAAGAUGGUACAACUCAUGUGGUCUGGUCCAGAGGGAAACACCCGUUGUAUAGAGUAAAUGGCCUAAAUGUUAGCUCCCCGGAUAACGAUAAUGGAAUGGUCAGAAUCCAUCUGUUGAAAAAUUUGAACGUUGAAGACACUCUUCCAAGCCACGUGAAGCAACUGAACAUAAUCACUAAUAAAGUGAACGUUCCUGCUGAUGAAACAACCUAUUGGUGUCACGUCAUAAAAUUACCAGAAGAAUAUCAACAAAAACAUCAUAUUUAUCAGUAUGAAGCCAACAUACAAGAAUCCAGCCAAGGCCUAGUCCACCACAUGGAGGUAUUUCACUGUGAAACAGACGCAAAAGCAGAAAUACCCUUGUACGAAGGUAACUGUUUCGACAAAGAUCGUCCCCCAAAAACUCAGGUGUGCAAGAGAGUCCUCGCAGCUUGGGCAAUGGGUGCGCCACCGUUUAUUUAUCCCAAGGAAGCGUCCCUACCAAUUGGUGGUGACAAUUUCAAUCAGUAUUUGAUGUUGGAGGUGCACUAUAAUAAUCCUGAAAACAUUGAAGGAAGGGUCGACUCAUCAGGAAUUACUUUGUACACUUCGGAGAUAUUAAAAGACAUUGAUGCUGGAGUCAUCGAGUUGGGUCUGGAAUAUACUGAUAAAAUGGCCAUCCCACCCGGCCAAGAGUCGUUUCCCUUAAUCGGAUACUGCACCAGUGCUUGCACAUCAAUGAGUUUGCCACCUGAAGGAAUUACAAUUUUUGGUUCCCAAUUGCAUACCCAUUUGACUGGAGUCCGAGUUUACACAAGGCACUUUGAUGCCUACGGAAAUGAGCUUCCGGAACUCAACAGGGACAACCAUUUCAGCACGCAUUUUCAGGAAAUACGACGUCUUAAGAGGCCUGUUAAAGUUCUACCUGGGCACGUUCUAAUUACUAGAUGUGACUACAACACUGAGAAUAAAGAAAAUAUUACUUUGGGAGGAUUUUCCAUAACAGAUGAAAUGUGUGUGAAUUAUGUCCAUUAUUAUCCUCACACAGAUCUCGAAGUUUGUAAAAGCUCAAUCAGUGAUCAAGCUUUAAGAACUUUCUUCAGAUACAUGAACGAAUGGGAGGGGCAGGAUACAAGUCCACUGAAAGGAAUAUCAGAUAAUUACAAAUCAAUUAAGUGGAACCGGAUGAGAGUGCAGCUGUUGAACGAAGUUUAUCAAGAAUCCCCCUUAAGUAUGCAAUGCAAUAUGUCUAGUGGUGACAGAUUUCCAGGUUACUGGGAAAAUGCGCAUAUUCCUCCUAUUAUUACCCCCUUAGCCCCAGAACCUAGAGAUUGUGACAAUGUCAUAUAUAUGAUGUAACAAUGUAACAAAGUCUAUGUGGACUUAUGUUCAAAUUCAAAAAAUAAACUGAUCAAUGCGAA
Messenger RNA from Aethina tumida (small hive beetle), 1851 nucleotides. It is a transcript of the gene Tbh, whose product is annotated as tyramine beta-hydroxylase. Gene Ontology annotation, biological process: dopamine catabolic process; norepinephrine biosynthetic process; octopamine biosynthetic process. Gene Ontology annotation, molecular function: copper ion binding; dopamine beta-monooxygenase activity. Bases 26 to 1789 code for a protein of 587 amino acids. NCBI's taxonomy places the organism in Eukaryota, Metazoa, Arthropoda, Insecta, Coleoptera, Nitidulidae. The transcript is spliced from 10 exons. Gene Ontology annotation, cellular component: secretory granule membrane. The record is from RefSeq and is a predicted model, not a curated record.